AUGUCUAAUUUAUCAGAUACUAUAGGGCUUUCUGAUCAUGAAACCUCUCAAAUUAAACAAACACAAUCAUUAAAAAAACAAACCUCUCUAGAUAGCUUCUUGUCAUAUAAGGGUGUUACUGAAAGUGAAGGUUCUAGCCCAGAAGAAUCAGAUAAUGAUAUAAUUUCUGAACAAUAUGAAAUUUCAGCAGAAGCAUCUUCACCCUCUACUAUAUCUCGUUCAUUACAAAUACCU
Messenger RNA from Racocetra fulgida, 234 nucleotides. The record is from the annotation of a GenBank genome assembly. Lineage: Eukaryota; Fungi; Glomeromycota; Glomeromycetes; Diversisporales; Gigasporaceae.